ACGCCCCUUUUUUCUUGAGACUUUGGCAUUUCUUUUUGCAGAUUAUUCUCUUUCCGGUACAUCAUGGCGCCCCCCACACCUCUCUUAGCAGUCCGGGGAUCUGACGGCACAGUGCUGCUCCGUGGACCACCAAACUGCGAGAAGAAUGCAGAUUUUCAAAGGGAUCCUCUGCAAAGUAAAUAUGUUGCUUUCAGCAAGGAUGGGACACUGUUUGCAUGGUGCAAUGGAGAGAAGGUCACUGUUGUGAAGGUUGCAGAUGGCUCACAAGUCAGGUCAUUUGAUCUUCCAAAGACUGCAAUGUUGGCGUUCUCUCCGCUGAACACUGUACUGGCUACAUGGCAGGUGUAUAGCAAGACACAAGAAAACCCACAGGGAGAUGCGAACUUGCAGCUGUGGGAUUUACAAACUGGGACCUGCCUCAAGGCUCUCUACCAUAAGAAGGUACAAGGAUGGUGUCCAAGCUGGUCAGAUGACGAGAAGAUUGCGGUCAGGAGUGUUAACAAUGAACUUCAUUUUUUUGAGAACAACGAUUUUAGCACCAUUGCCAAUAAGCUUCACUUGCAGAAGGUGUCCGAGUUUGUGCUGUCCCCAGGAAGUCAGCCUAGUAAGGUGGCUGUUUAUGUCCCUGGGAGCAAAGGUGCCCCCUCGUUUGUCCGGCUAUACCAGUACCCCAACUUUGGUGGCCCGACCUGUGCUCUGGCCAACAAGAGUUUCUUUAAGGCUGACAGGGUGACCAUGCUGUGGAACAAAAAAGCCACUGCGGUUCUGGUGCAGGCCAGUAUAGAGGUGGAUAAAACAGGGGCCUCAUACUACGGAGAACAGACUUUACACUACUUGGCCACCAAUGGGGAGACUUCUGCGGUGCAGCUACAGAAGAACGGGCCCAUCUACGAUGUGGCAUGGAGCCCAAGCUCCACAGAGUUCUGCGUGGUCUAUGGCUUCAUGCCCGCCAAGGCUACUGUCUACAACCUCAAGUGCGACCCUGUCUUUGACUUCGGCACGGGCCCCCGCAAUGCCGUCUACUACAGCCCCCAGGGCCACAUCCUGGUCUUGGCCGGCUUCGGGAACCUACGGGGCCAGAUGGAGGUGUGGGAUGUCAAGAAGUGGAAGCAGGUGUCCAAGCCCCAGGCGCCGGACUCCACCCACUUCGCCUGGUGCCCAGACGGUGAACACGUCGUCACGUCGACCUGCGCCCCCCGGCUGCGUGUCAGCAACGGCUACAAGAUCUGGCACUACACUGGCACGGUUCUGUACAAGCAGGACACACCGACGGGCACAGAGCUCUGGGAGACUGUGUGGCAGCCCUUCCCAGACGGGAUGUUCCCUGAGAGGCCGGUGAAGUACCAGGCAGCACCCAGCGAGCUGGGCAGCACAGAGUCCAAGCCAGCUCAGGCCUACCGCCCACCUGCCCUACGGAAUAAACCGGUCACAGCCAGCUCUAAACUACAUGAAGAGGAGCCUCCACAGAACAUGAGGCCUGGCGCCACCGGGGACAAGCAGCUGUCCAAGACUGCUCUGAAGAACCAGAAAAAACGAGAGGCAAAGAAAGCAGCCAAACAGGAGAUAAACCCAGAUGCCCUUGAGCCCCAGUCAGAUCCCUCUCCAGCCAGCAGUGCUCAGACUGAACUCUCCUGUGGAGACCCAGAGACUGACAAGAAGAUCAAGAACGUAAAGAAGAAACUGAAAGCUAUAGAUGAGCUGAAAGCGCUGCAAGCAACUGGGAAACCCAUUCAAAAGAACCAGCUUGAAAAGAUGGAAAAGGAGGCUCAACUCAUGAAAGAGCUUGAGGAUCUUCAACUAGUAGUAUAAAAUAAAAUAUUUAAUUUGUUCAUGAAAACACAACAUCCUUGCCAUAUGAUCAAGAGCACACCCAAAGCUAUGUAUAAUGGACACCCCCUCAAUCUACACACAACCGGUUUGACAUUUUUGUAAAUGUAUUUUUUUUUUAAACACACAUUUACAUAAGUAUUCAGACCCUUUACUCAGUUCUUUGUUGAAGCACUUUUGGCAGCGACUAC
Molecule: messenger RNA, 2018 nt
Organism: Oncorhynchus gorbuscha (pink salmon)
Lineage: Eukaryota; Metazoa; Chordata; Actinopteri; Salmoniformes; Salmonidae
Product: eukaryotic translation initiation factor 2A-like
Exons: 14
Coding region: 64-1809 (581 amino acids)
Biological process (GO): translational initiation
Cellular component (GO): cytosolic small ribosomal subunit
Molecular function (GO): protein binding; tRNA binding; ribosome binding
Source: RefSeq, a predicted model, not a curated record